AUGAGCGAUGAAAAAUAAAAAGCAUUUAAUUAGAAAUACCCAGAUCUUGUUUAUAUUUUCAAAGGUUUAUUGGAUGAAGGAAUAUUUAAAUCAUUCGACUAGUUUAUUGAAGCAUCCAAGAUUAUCUUUGAAAAAUAUAAUAAUCAAAAUAAUAAGAAUUAAAGAUUGACUAUUGUGGACAUAGGCUUUACGAAGUAGUAACUUCAAGAGAUAAAUGAGAAUUGA
Messenger RNA from Paramecium tetraurelia, 225 nucleotides. RefSeq lists its product as uncharacterized. The transcript has a single exon. Lineage: Eukaryota; Ciliophora; Oligohymenophorea; Peniculida; Parameciidae. The record is from RefSeq and is a predicted model, not a curated record.